AAACAAAAGCAAUCACUCAUCGUUUGGAAGCAAAUAAAUCGGCGGAGCGUAAUUUUUAAUUUUUUUCAUUAAAAACCUGUAGUGGCAAUUAUUUUUCUUACGACCUCUUCAAUCGGUAGAUAUAAUGGGUAACAAGCAAGUGCGCCAGCAUCUGGAAACAGGCCAAAAAACUGGCAUACUGAAGAUUUCGCUGCAGCGCUUGCAGGAAUUCCCACCGCAACUGAAAAACUACCCAAACGUCCUGAAAACACUAGAUCUCUCCGAAAAUCGUUUUGAACGUUUACCCGAUGAACUCGGCCAUUUCACCCUGGUCAAACAUCUGAAUUUAAGCGGGAACAAGCUCAUCGAGCUGCCAGACGUGAUAGGUGAACUAAUUAAACUUGAGGUGCUGCUAGUGAUGAAUAAUUAUUUGGUGAAAAUACCAAAAACUCUAUCGAAUUGCAGUAAUUUAAAAACUGUCAAUCUGACCAAUAAUCAAAUCAAAGAAUUCCCCACCAUGUUGUGCGGCCUUAAACACUUGGAUGUAUUGGAUUUAUCGCGCAAUAAAAUCACCAACGUACCUUCGGAGGUGGGCACACUGUAUGCGACUGAGCUUAAUUUAAAUCAAAAUCAAAUUUCCACACUUUCCGACGAGAUUGCAGUGUGUCCUAAGCUAAAAGUUUUGCGUCUAGAAGAGAAUUGCUUGCAGGCAACUGCAUUUACGCCACGCAUACUAAAAGAAUCAAAGAUCUGUAAUCUAUCUGUGGAUGGUAACCUUUUUAACUCUAAACAAUUUGGCGAAUUAGAGGGCUACGAGGAAUAUAUGGAACGUUAUACGGCGGUCAAGAAGAAAAUGUUCUAAUUAAUUGAUACUCAAAGCAAAAAGAAGACAAAUCUAACGAUGUUGAAAAGAACUGCGCAACUGCUAAUAGAAACCAAAUAGCUGGUUUAAGUGUCACAAAAUACAAUACGCAAAAUGCACUUCACAAAUGGUGAACUUAACACAAGGUGUGUUGUCUAAGGCUCCCUUAGGCCGUUAAGGAUAGUUAGUUAAACAUUUCAAACAUUCAAGUUAUAGAUAACUAUAUGUGUGAAUAUGCGCUAUAUUAUUACAAGUGACAGAAAACGAAAAUCUAGUUAAUUAAAAAAUAUAUAUACCACAUUGUAUUUCCAUAACCAUAUCUAUAUGUAUUUUUGAUUUACAUCACUUCAAAAGCUGUUUGGAUAUUAAAGCUAAGUGGCUCAUAUUAAAUUUUUAUGUGUAACAC
Anastrepha ludens (Mexican fruit fly) is the source of this 1247-nucleotide messenger RNA. RefSeq names its product leucine-rich repeat-containing protein 57. The record is from RefSeq and is a predicted model, not a curated record. The transcript is spliced from 2 exons. Bases 125 to 841 code for a protein of 238 amino acids. Gene Ontology annotation, molecular function: protein binding. Lineage: Eukaryota; Metazoa; Arthropoda; Insecta; Diptera; Tephritidae.